UCCGGAGGAAGAACACACGGCUUAUAACUCCAGGGUGGAACCUGAGAAUGACGAGUCUGAGACGAGACGGAGGAGUGGGAGGUGACGCCAGGCAGACCGCGGCAGUAAGGAACAGUGAGGCCAGUGUGAGAGACAGACGACGGUACUGAAGGUGACUGCAGCGUGAUGGGGGUGGUGGCGGUAAUGGCAGCGGGACUGCUUGCUAGCGUGGUGACUGCCAUCAACGCUGCUCAUGGCCAGUCGCUCAGGGCAUCGCACGAUGUGUGCUCGAGGAUCGAGUUUGUCACUGGAGAAGAUCAUCAGGUAGUUGAGAAGGUACUGAAGAAGGUACUGAAGGAGUUGUGCGAGACUGGGCAGCGCCAUGUCGUUCAGGAGCAGCGACUCUCCAGGGGCGGGGAACAGUUUGCCGUCUUGAAUCUCCACCGCGACGCCUUCAGAGCAACGGUGUAUUGGCAGGGGGGAGAUGCCAAGAACGUGGUGGACGACAGUGACUGGCGGGUGGACGAGGAAGUAGCCUUGGCCCCAGGGAAAGAGGAGGAUGAUGCUAAAGCGAAGAUUUUCUACCACUGGUACCGACAUGGGCUUCCUAUGUGGCCACUACUCAAUCAAGCCCUUAAAAAAACAAAUUUUUUUAGGAGACUUUUUAAAAAACUGAAUUUCCGGGGGAGACUUUUUAGGACACCCAAGUGGCCAAAUUAUGCCUUGGCAACUCCUCUUUACCUCGUACCCUAUGAAAGAAACAAUUACAGAGAAGAAAUUAUCUCCAUGAACAAGAUGUUUCAUAAGAAGGAAAACCAGAAAAACUUUAAAGACUCUGUUCACUUCAAAAAGUAUGUCAAUGAAUUUUGCCGCAAAACAUGCGACAAUAUUCAGACGGACCCAGACAGGCUUAGUAACUGGCUCGUGCCCCUUAUUGACCACAGCUUCACGCACAUGAUGGCGUCCUUCAAGGAGCAGCAACGCGCCCGAGCCCCAAAAAACAGCAAACUGUCCAGGUGUCCCGAUCAGUUGUACGUGUUUCUCCUACACAAGCCGUGCCAACGCGACCUCCAGCUGUUAAAUAAAAAAUUUGAUGAUCUGCUGUCCAGCGAGAGUUGUCUCAACAUCACUAGGUUGGUGGUUGGGUACUCAGCAGAGGUUCCCCCGUUUGUUUGUUGAAUGCGCACGCACACACUGCGUGCAGUAGAGUGAAACGAAAGUAACGUAAAGAAUUAAUUAGGUUAAAUGCAACAAUUACUGGUGACCAAAGAUGGCAAAAGCGAAUAAAGAUAGCAAACAGAAAA
Molecule: messenger RNA, 1283 nt
Organism: Scylla paramamosain (green mud crab)
Lineage: Eukaryota; Metazoa; Arthropoda; Malacostraca; Decapoda; Portunidae
Exons: 4
Coding region: 166-1158 (330 amino acids)
Source: RefSeq, a predicted model, not a curated record